Molecule: messenger RNA, 5590 nt
Organism: Varanus komodoensis (Komodo dragon)
Lineage: Eukaryota; Metazoa; Chordata; Lepidosauria; Squamata; Varanidae
Gene: C5
Product: complement C5
Exons: 41
Coding region: 105-5159 (1684 amino acids)
Cellular component (GO): extracellular region
Molecular function (GO): endopeptidase inhibitor activity; protein binding
Source: RefSeq, a predicted model, not a curated record
UGAUUAACUUUUAGAUAAAUCCACUAACAAAUUCAUUUGAUGGACUUGCAGGAGAACAGAACACCAAGGGCUGGUUUCCCCGGUCCCAACACCUCCGAGCAAUCAUGAAUCUUCUAGGCAUUUUCUUUCUUCUGAUGUUUUGUGGAAGAGGGUUGACUCAGGAGCAAACAUAUGUCAUCUCAGCACCCAAAAUCCUCCGUGUCGCAUCAUCUGAAAAGGUGGUGAUCCAAGCCUUUGGAUACGAACAGGAGUUUCCAGUGACAAUAUCUGUUAAAAGCUUCCCUGAUAAACAAACAACCUACGCUCUUGGACACGCUCAGCUAACUCCGGCAAAUCAGUUCCAAGGUUCCGUCACAGUAACGAUUCAGCCCAAAGAUUUAUCAAGCAGAGACCCAAAGAAACCAGUAGAAUAUGUAUAUCUGGAAGCAACUUCCCCGCACUUUACAAAAGAGAAGAAAAUGCCCAUUACUUAUGAGAAUGGAUUCCUCUUUAUUCAGACAGACAAGCCUAUUUACACUCCUGAUCAAUCAGUGAAGGUUCGGGUCUAUUCCUUGAAUGAAGAGUUGAGGCCAGCAAGAAGAUCAGUCACCUUAACCAUUGUGGAUCCAGAAGGAGUAGAGGUGGAUAUUAUAAAUGAAGAUGACGUUGCCGGAAUUGUUUCCUUCCCUGACUUCAAAAUCCCACCACAUCCUAAGUACGGUGUUUGGAAAAUUAAAGCCAAGUAUCAGACGAUCUUUGCAACCUCUGCUGUUGCCCCAUUUCAAGUUAAAAAAUAUGCAAUGCCAAGGUUUUCUGUCACCAUAGAACCCGAGAGCAACUUCAUUAGCUCUCAGAAAUUCGAAAGAUUCAAGAUUACUAUCAAAGCCAGGUAUUUUUACAACAAGGCAUUGGCUAAUGCACAAGGUUUUGUCCGUUUUGGAAUAAUUCAGGGGGGGCAGAAAACCAUGAUGCCCAACGCCUUGAGACAGGUCGAGAUAGAAGACGGAGUUGCAGAGCUUUAUUUUAACAGCAAAUCGGCUGUCAGUGAAAUAGGCUAUCACGAUCUCCAAGAGCUUGAUGAUGCAAGACUUUACAUCGCCGUGUCGGUGGUGGAAAUAAGAGGCGGCCACAGUGAGGACAGUGAGCUGUCCACGAUCGUGUACACCUUGUCUCCAUACAAACAGAACCUGGUCGCCACACCUCUCUUUGUGAAGCCUGGACUUCCCUACGUCAUUAAGGUGCAGGUAAAAGAUACAAUGGAUGCGCCAGUUAGAAAUCUACCAGUGGUACUCACUGUUGCAGCCUUUGAUGUAGACCUAACAAGGCAGCCACUACCUGAAUCCGGGACGACACAGACAACUCAGACUGAUGGAAUGGCUUUAUUUGUGGUUAAUAUCCCUGCUAACACCAAAAUACUGGAGUUCCGAAUAGCAACGGCAGAUCCCAGGUUACCGGAGGAAAACCAGGCCAGCAAAAGUUACGAGGCAAAAUCCUAUGUUUCCCUCAGUGGGAGCUACCUCUACAUCGACUGGGCUUCAAACCAUAAAAAGCUGCUUGUGGGAGAAACCGUGCACGUCAACAUCUAUCCAUCAAGCCACUACAUAGAUAAGAUUCAUCACUACAGUUACUUGAUCUUAUCCAAAGGGAAGAUAAUACGCUAUGGAACUCAGGGAAGGAUACAAGGCACCAAUUAUCAAGGUCUGCAGUUUCAGCUGACUAAGGAAAUGGUUCCGUCGGCCCGCAUUCUCGUCUACUACAUAGUCACUGGAGAGGGAGCUGCAGAACUGGUAGCUGAUUCAGUCUGGUUAAAUAUAGAAGAGAAAUGCAAGAACAGCCUUGAAGUUCAGCUGCUGAGUAGGAAAAGCUCUUACAGGCCAAAAGAUGUCAUUUCGCUUUCCAUGACAACCCAGUUUGACUCACUUGUUGCUUUAUCGUCUAUGGACAAGGCAAUUUAUGGGGUUACGGGAGAAAAGAAGCGGCCGAUGGAAAAAGCUCUUCUGAAACUGGAAAGUAGUGAUCUUGGUUGUGGUGCUGGUGGAGGACAAAACAACAUAGACGUGUUCCGAAUGGCCGGGCUCACCUUCAUGACCAAUGCCAAUGCAGAUGACUCAAAAGAAGCAGAUGAAGCUUGCCAUGCAAUUGUAAGAACAUCGCGGUCUACCAUCAUCGCGGAAAUCGAAAAACUAGCGUCCCAGUACGUGGAUCCAGGUGUUCAGAAGUGCUGCAAGGAUGGAGCAGAGACGUAUCCCUUCAUACAGACCUGCGCGGAGAGACUCAAGCGCCUUACGGGUGGCAGAAGGUGCCGGAUAGCCUUCGCGAACUGCUGCAACCGUGUGAACAAUCUGCGCAGCACUGAGACACACAGAGUAUUAUUGCUGGCGAGACACCGCUUAGCUGCCCUGUGGGAUGUGACUCCAGAGGUCAGAAGCGUUUUUCCGGAGAGUUGGCUUUGGGAGGUCCACCCGGUUCCUAGACUGAAGAGCCUUCCUGUCACUCUGCCGGAUUCUAUCACCACCUGGGAAAUACAAGGUGUUAGCAUUUCAGAUGAAGGUAUCUGUGUUGCCGAUGCACUUCAAGUGGAAGUACAAAAAGAGGUCUUCAUAAGUGUGCACGUCCCUUACUCGGUAGUCCGUGGAGAACAAAUUGAGUUGAGAGGAACAGUUUACAAUUACAGAAGCAGUAUGAUCAGAUUUUGUGCUACAAUAAGUGUCGGCCAGGGAAUCUGCCUGUUCGGAGCAGCCUCCACCAAUCCACGUGGCCUGCAAAGCACGCACUGCAGUCGUCCUAAGGAACUCCAAGGCUUUUCCACGAGCUUAGUAAAAUUCAAGAUUCUUCCUCUGGAAUUGGGUCUCCACACCAUCAACUUUACCCUGGGAGGUACUUCUUUCCCUGAAAUCCUCGUGAAGACCUUAAGAGUUGUGCCUGAAGGUAUCCAGAAGGAAAUUCAUGAAGGUCACACACUGGACCCACAAGGAAUUUAUGGUGUGGUGAAAAGGCAGCAGGAAUUCCACCGCAAGAUACCACCAAAUAUGGUCCCGAAGACAAAACUGCACAGGACUGUGAGUGUAAAAGGCCUCCUUCUGGGUGAGGUGAUCGAUGCAGCUGUUAGCCCGGAGGGGCUCAAGUUUCUGGCCUAUCUCCCCAGAGGGAGUGCGGAAACCGAACUUAUGAAUAUCGUGCCAGUGUUUUAUGUCUUUGACUUCCUGGAGAGGACGGACAGCUGGGAUAUCCUUGGUGCAGGAAGUAUAACUCCAAGACUUGACCUGAGACGGAAGAUGAAAGAGGGGAUCAUCAGCGUCCUGUCCUUCCGGCAGUCAGAUCAUUCCUAUAGCAUGUGGAAGAAUGGAGAGGCCAGCACCUGGCUGACAGCUUUUGUCCUAAGGAUUUUUGGUCAAGUUCACCAGUAUGUGACCAUUGACCGGGAUUCUGUCUGCUUAACUCUGGAAUGGAUGAUUGACAUCUGUCAAAUGGGAGAUGGCUCUUUCAGAGAGAUUUCAACUUACGAGCCUGUAAAACUGCAGGGGACAUUGCCCAAUGAAAAGAAAGAAAAGACUUUGUACCUCACAGCUUUCUCCCUGAUCGGAUUUGAAAAAGUGAUUAAUCUAUGCCCGCUGCAGAAAAUUGAAGAUGCUAAAAAUAAAGCAGCAAAUUAUUUGCUGCAACAUUUCAAGUCUGCACAAAGCACAUUUUCCUUGGCCAUCGUUACUUAUGCGCUAACUCUAACAAACUUCAACCAAGCUGGUGCACGAACAGCUUACAGUUUGCUGAAGAAGGAAGCCCUUGUGAAAGUGGGCCCUCCUAUGUAUCGCUUCUGGAAAGAAUCGUCCAGCAAGUUGGAUCAAGCCACUCCCUCCAAGGAGACCGCCAGGAUGGUUGAAACCACAGCCUAUGCCUCGCUCACUACUCUGCUUCAAGGAGACAAGGCAUAUGCCAAUCCGAUCAUACGAUGGCUAUCAGAGCAACAGAGAUACGGAGGUGGAUUUUAUUCCACGCAGGAUACCCUCAAUGCUCUGGAAGCCCUGACUGAAUAUUCCGUCCUUACUAAACGGCUGGACCUGGACAUGAGCAUCAAAACAGCCUACAGCUAUCAUGGUGACUUCCAUCACUACCGGCUUACCAGAGGCAAUUACAUCGGCAAGCCUGUGGAAGCUCCUUUGGAUGAUGACAUCGAGGUCCGUACAGGCAGCAACACCGGAUUAGCUAUCGUGAAUCUGAGGACCGUGUAUUAUAAGAGCAGUACCUCUGAAGAUGAUUGUAGCUUUGAGCUGAAGAUUGAUAUAAAGGCACCUGAAAUGCGUUACCAGUCAAUGGAUGCUUACUUCGGAUUCCAAAGCGAAGCCAAACUGUUAACUGCCUGUGCAAAGUACAGGCCACAUAGGUUGGAACCACGGUCCAGCUCCUCCCAUGCGGUGAUGGACAUAUCUCUGGUCACUGGACUGGAAGCAAACCUCGAAGACUUAUCUAUGCUUGCAAAUAACGUCGACCAUCUUAUCUCAGAUUAUGAGGUAAAAGACGGACAUGUUGUGGUGCAGUUAGAUUCGGUUCCAGGAAGCACUUUCCUGUGUAUCGGUUUCCGAGUAACUGAACUAUUCCGCGUUGGAAUGCCAAGCCCAGGAACAUUCACUGUGUAUGAAUAUCACACUCCUGAUAAACGAUGCACCAUAUUUUACAAUGCUUAUGGAGAAGACUCACUUGUAAGACUGUGUGAAGGCAGCGAAUGCAAAUGCAUGGAAGCGGAAUGUGGGCGCAUGCAAACCAGGCUGGACCGAUUAAUAAGCAGCGAUUCACGGAAGGAAGCUGCUUGCCAGAAUGACAUUGCAUACGUCUAUAAAGUGAACAUCCUGGCCUUGAGGGAAGAAGGAAGCUUCAUUAAAUACACUGCAAUUCUCCUGGAUCUCUACAAAAGAGGGGAGACUUUUGCGGAGAAGAAUGCAGAAAUCAUCUUUAUUAAAAAGACCUCCUGCAUGAGUGUCCAGCUGAAGCCAAGAGAGGAUUACCUGAUCAUGGGGAAGGAAGCCUUGAAGAUAGGAGAAGGCAUCAACGCCAAAUUCCAGUAUCCUUUAGAUGCCAUGACUUGGAUUGAAUGGUGGCCUUCGGAAAGUUCACCUUGCAAUUCUUGCCAAGACUUUAUAGAGACAAUGGAAGAAUUUGCAGAAGAUCUUUUUAUCAAUGGCUGUUGAGUGCUGACAGUUCGGCGUUCUCCAGCAGCUUAUGACCUGCAACUCUGGAACCUGCAUUUCUGCAAUUUUACCCUGACGUUUCUUGGUAUUCAUAGCUGGACCUCAUUGGAUACUAAACAGCACUUUUGAGAGGGGAAGGGGGAAGAAAUACCUGAGAAGUCUGUGUUUGAAUGAAUCAGUGAGUUAAAGGUAGGAUUGUGAAAAGAUCUUUGAAACGGAAUAACACGAAGUGGAAAACAGCAAAAGAGAGAGGAUGGAGAGGAAAAGUGUUCUGAGCCUCAACGAGUAUGGCAAAGACUUGGAAUCUGGGUAUUUCAUAUCAGAUGCAUUAUAUAUUAAUCCACAGGGCAGCUACAGACUAGUAAUUGACCAAGAACCCACCUCUGUUCCACUUGUUCACCCUCUUCACUCAAAUAAAAGUUAUCACCUUU